UCAGAUGGUCUCGAAUCUGUUGUCUGCAACAAUCGAGGUCCUCCACACGAAGAGUGAAACAUUCGAAUCCUGCGAUCGUACCAGUGGCCCAGCCAGACCCGGUUUCCCAGACACCUGCGCCUUGUUGUCGGUCGUCGUCAUCGCAUUUGAGUACCCGCUAGUUUGACUGGAUUCUUUCUUUAGCAACACCCGCAGUGGAGUCGAGAUCGGCCGAAGGAGGCGCUGCAUUGCGCACGAUUUCACCCACGGCUGACCGUUGCUUUUGUUUUCAUUCCUUCGCGUAUCACAUCUCUUCUUCUUCAUCGUCUUCCUCCAUUUUCUGGUCGUUGUUUUUUUCUCGCUUUUCUUUACAUCCCCAGUCGAAGGCAACAUCCUGGAUUAUCGUCUGACACCUUGACGGCGCAGAUCUCCAUUGUUUACCUCGCACCGCUCUUCUCCACUUGCGGCGACUGGAGUUAAUCUCAUUAUUCCCACCCCAGCAUCAUGCGAGCCAUUCGUGCCAAAUCCGUGAAGCCGUCAGCCUACCCUGCGCUGCCCUUUCAUGUCAUUCGGGGGUUGAACUUCCUUUCGGCGCUCCUCGUCGCAAUCAUUCUGGCCGUCUUUAUCUCCAAUCUAUCCAAGAGUAGCCAUAAGCUACCGUGGGCCUUCUUAGUGCUCCUCAUCUCCUCCGUUCUAUCACUCCUGAACUUCGUCCUCACCACUAUCACGCACUGCUGCUAUGGCCUCUCCCCAAUACUCUCCGCCACCACCAACUCCAUCCUCUUCUUCCUCUGGCUCAUCUCCCUCGGCCUCAUGAGCUACAGCAUGUCGCACACCAUCCUCACCACCUGCAAUGCCACCUACUGGGGCACCUCCACCGGGAUCAACGUCUGCCGCAUCUACAAGGCCCUGUACGCCUUCACCGUCAUCGGCACGGCCACCCACCUCGCCGGCAUCGCCCUCGACGUCAUCGUUCGCAGACGCCAGACCCGUCUCGGUGCCUACGACCCCAUGGCCUCCAGCACCGCCCUGAACGACUACAAGAUGCACAACCGCGACAGCAGCAUCAUGUCCACCGGCAUGGGUCCCUACGGCUCCGGCCCCAACCCCUACGCCCACCCCGACGAUGACCGCCACCCGGCCUUCCGUCACUCGCACCAGCCCUCCGAUGACUUCUACAACAUCCCUGACCCCAUGGUCUCCGGCGGCGCGGGCAACCAGCGCGUUCCCCCGCCCGUCUACGGCGCCAAUUCCUCCCUCGAGCAGUACCAUGCCGGCGAUGCGCAGGACUAUGCGGAGACUGCCCCCGCCCUGAGCCAGCGGCGGACCCCGCGUGUGCGUUUCAGUGCCUAUGAUGGAUAUAAUCAUCCAGCCGAGCAGACGGGUUACGAUCCGGCUGCUUAUCGGUAGAUAUGUUACACUGUGCUGUGCUGUGCUUGUACGGGUACAUUUUCUACCUAUCUUGUCUCGUUCGGAAAAGAGUGUAACUGUACGCUACUGGGAAGUUAUAUUGAUUGGCUGGCUGGUUGGUUGGCUAGUUGAGCUAGCUAGUUAUCAACCAUUCAGCCCGUCGUGAUCUUCAUUUUUUUUUCUCCCUUUCGAUAUGAUGUGUUACGAACAUUGACAUCGCAAAAAGGCCCCGGGGCUUCGUGUAUUUUGGAUAGUGAUAUUCAUGAUUGCUGCGGAUGGCGUCAUUGGGAUGUAUUUCUUUUCUUCUUUUCAAGUCCAGCGAGGGUUGUUACGUUUAUUUCGAUUUAUUGUGUUUUUAAUGCAUUUUUUGGAAAUAUGAGAGAACGCUAUUGAGCAAGUAAAUUCGAAGGAGGUUGGUUUGAC
Molecule: messenger RNA, 1812 nt
Organism: Aspergillus steynii IBT 23096
Lineage: Eukaryota; Fungi; Ascomycota; Eurotiomycetes; Eurotiales; Aspergillaceae
Exons: 2
Coding region: 484-1389 (301 amino acids)
Source: RefSeq, a predicted model, not a curated record